This is a messenger RNA of Prorocentrum cordatum, 834 nucleotides long. The record is from the annotation of a GenBank genome assembly. Lineage: Eukaryota; Dinophyceae; Prorocentrales; Prorocentraceae.
AUGCCCGGGGGCAACCUCCUCAUGGAGCAGGAGGCCGAGCUCGACUGCUGCGUGGCCUGCGGCGACCACGGCUGCGGCAUCUGCCGGGCGCGGAGGAAGCUUCAAGCGGAUGGCAACUGGGUGAAGCGCCCGCCAGGCUGGACCUGCACUGCCUGCGGCGGCCACGGCGGCUCCGGCCGCGGCUGCGGCCUAUGCCGGCAGGUCGGCAGCCAGGAGGUGGACCUGACUGAGACUUACGAGGCCGUGACACGGCAGCAACGGCUGUGGGAGCUGGACAUGGAGCGGGCGCAGCGUGAGGCGAUGCAGAUAUCGGUGGAGGCCGAGGCGAAGGCCGAGGCGGAGAGGCGUGCUCGUGAGGAGGCCGUCGGCGCAUUCCUGCGGGAGCACGGCUUCUCCGAGGUGAACGCGGGGGUCCUGGUCGUCACGGCGGGGUGCUGCGGGCGCAGGCAGAGGCGCCUAACGUAUCCCCUCCACGUAGCAGCUGCGGCUGCUGAUGGCGAGAUGGUGACCUUUCUCCUUCAGGAAGGGGCAGACCUGCACGCCACGGAUGCCGCCGGAAGGACGCCCCUCGAGGUUGCCAGGCAGAGAGACCUGGGCGGCUCCCACGCGGUGGCCGUCCAGUGCCUGGAGGACGCCCUGUGCCCCCCGGCAGAGGAGGCGCCCUCAAGGUCGCCGCGGCCCGAGGCGGAGCAGGAACGCCCUGCGACGCCGAGAAGCCUCGGAGCGCCUGGUAGCCCCGCGCCCCUGGUCGCGCAGGGGCAGCGGGAGGCGCACAGGAGUCCGAAGGCGACCGUGCAGCGCGUGCCCUCGAAGAGAACCACGAUCAGCCUCUAG